AUGCCAGACGCAUCCAAAGCAAGAUCUUGUCCCCCGAGCAUACAACGUACAGAACAUGGCUGUCCGAAUAUUAGCAGGCCUCGACCACUCAUAAAGCGUUCGAAGUCUAUGGCCACCAGUAUACGUAGCUCUUCCGCCUCAGGUGCUUCGAGGCCGUCGUCGACGGCUUCUACAAUGAGCAAGUCUUCUAAUUAUGGGAUGACCAUGAUGCAGACAAUUAUCAAAGCCCUCAACACACCUAUUUCUGACAUCAAUUUCCUGUCCGACAAUCGCUCUUCGACGUCCGAUAGGUCCUCGAUAUUCUCACGGUUUCGUCGCGGUGAUGACAAGCAGACAGUGGAUAACGGUCAGUGUCUACCCGUGCCACACCUACGUCCCGCUUCGCACUUGCGACAGACCACGAUGUCGCUCCUAUCUGACUACAGCACUUUUCGCAGCAGCAUAAUGAGCGUGGGGAGUACUGGGAUGGCCUCAGACGAGAUUGUGGCUGCCGCGAAACGAUACUAUUCUUCCAUGAAACAAUACUUGACACUCUUCGACACUCUUCCCCCGUCCGUUCGCGACACGCUUGACGUACAGCGUAUGCGUACACAGCUUGAGUUCACCGUUGAUCUCUUGCAGCCAGUAAUGCAAGAAUCGCUAGAUGAUCAGACUGUUCUAAUCCUUGACAACACUCUGAUGCUCGUCAAGAACAUCCUGGUGGAUGUGCACAACCUCUUGGUUCAGCAGGCACAUCCGGCCAGAGUAGUGCUUGAGGAAGAUGAACAUGAAGAAGACCGGUCUUCAGGUGAAUGGUCUGGCCAAUGUGAAUACGAAUAUGAACACGAUAUACCGGGCAUACGGAUCUCCAUACAUGUCGAUGAACCUGACGAAGACAAACCUGAACGAGAGGAACCUAAUCCAGGUCCCAGUGGCCUUCGUCGAAUGCGGAGCUCCAUGGCGAUCUUGGGAAGCAUCUCAAAGGACAAGAACGCCUCCAACGACGCGCGCGGUAGCACCACCAACCUCACCGAGUCAGAUGGAUCUUCCGAUGACCAAUCGCAUACACUGCGCGGAACAUUCACAGAGCAUUCUAGCUCAACCCAGGAGACACUCGUUGAUCUAUCGCAGAGUAUCGAAGCCGUCUCCGCUUCCUUGGUUGCCUUCAAGUCGGUUCCUCUCUUCUCUUCAGGGAACCAGUCCGAUGCAUCCCUCCCGAGGCCUGUAAAACCUGCUGAUACUAUGGACGUCACGUACAAUAAUGACGGAUCCCCCAUCGCGAUGUCAUCCGCUGCCAUCAUAGAACAGUUGAUCAAGGAGCUGGGCGCUCGGCCUGAUAAGGCUGCUGUCGUGCACGUUGGUGGUUUCAGUGAUGUAAUUUUGUCGACUUUCCGUUUCUUCUGGGAACCUAUGCAAUUAUUGGGAUACUUGGAAGAGGUGUAUGACGAGUCCUACUAUAAUGACCGGAAGUUGAGCGUCGUCCUGAUCGUGCGGACAUGGGUUUUGUUCUAUUGGCUGCCUGAAGAUUCCACGGCUGAAGGCGUCCUGAAGAGCAUGCAGCGCUUCCUUGGUAGAGCGUUGGCCGACGGUCUCGUCUGUGUCACCAUCAUAGCCGACAUCCUGAACCGCCUUAGGCAGUAUUCCAGUAAUAACAGACUCUCUGCGGUUACACGCGACGUAUACCAGCUUGAUUUCGAGGACAUGCCAAGGCGACUCAUUGACUUUCGUCGUGAUGACUCCUUAUACAAGGGACAGUUCGAGAAUAUCCGCCUCACGGGCUUCAAUAACAAAGACGACUGCGUGGAAUUUGCACGGCAACUGACUCUACGCGAAUCUGCUUUGUAUCUCCAACUCUCCGCUAGGGAAGUUAUUAGCUGCUUCGUGCCGGGAGAAAAGGAGAAAAAUGGUAUCGCGAAGGAGAAGUUGGACAGGCUACGCGAGUUCUCGUGCACUGUCAAGCGCUGGGCAGAAUGGAAUGUGCUGAGGCGGACGACACCGCUGAAGCGGGCCAGGACGAUCGCGUUCAUGAUGCGCUUGGCCAAAGAGUGUGUUAUAAUCCGGAACUUCAGUGCGGCCCACUCUAUUCUCUAUGGUGUAUUAUCCGUCCAUCUGGAUAUAUUGUUCCAGACUGAAGCCGAAUUGUCGCCGAAGGCCAGAAGGGCCAUGACUUAUGUCUCGGACUUCUUCAAGAAUAACCGAAACAUCUGCAUGGAGUCAUCAGCGCAGCCAACAGUUCCAAUCAUGGCUGUAUAUUCAGGCAAACUCUCUCGCCUUUCUGAAUUUGCGGGAGUGACGUCGAAGUCCAAAGUCGACGAUUCUGUCGAAUUGAUAAACAUCUCUUUCUUCAGAACCGCCACACGCAUCACUUAUGCCAUGGAGAGCAACCAGCAUCCCUACAAGUUCAAAGCAUACGCCCCAUUACAAGCGUUCAUUAACUAUAUGCUGGAUGCCGUCCCUGGAGAGGACGAUAUUCAUGAGUUAUAUUUAAAAGUUAAACACGAAGAGCAGAACGGUUUAGUACCGACUAAGCCUAGUCUAUUUAACCGCCUGCGGAACAAUUCAAUUGCAUCUUUCCCAAGGUUUUGAGCUGCGUGUGGAUGACGUUGCCGCGUCUGAUCUACGUUGUAAUUUUUCUGCAAAGCGAUGAUAUUGCGAGUUCCUGAUUCUCCCUUAAUUCUAAUUCCAC
Messenger RNA from Fomitiporia mediterranea MF3/22, 2665 nucleotides. RefSeq names its product ras GEF. Bases 1 to 2565 code for a protein of 854 amino acids. The transcript has 6 exons. Gene Ontology annotation, molecular function: guanyl-nucleotide exchange factor activity. Gene Ontology annotation, biological process: small GTPase-mediated signal transduction. Lineage: Eukaryota; Fungi; Basidiomycota; Agaricomycetes; Hymenochaetales; Hymenochaetaceae. The record is from RefSeq and is a predicted model, not a curated record.